This is a messenger RNA of Fusarium venenatum, 1437 nucleotides long. RefSeq names its product transmembrane amino acid transporter protein-domain-containing protein. Gene Ontology annotation, biological process: amino acid transmembrane transport. The record is from RefSeq and is a predicted model, not a curated record. Lineage: Eukaryota; Fungi; Ascomycota; Sordariomycetes; Hypocreales; Nectriaceae. Gene Ontology annotation, molecular function: L-amino acid transmembrane transporter activity.
AUGUCACCCUCCAAAAAAGAAGAGAUUCCUUCGGAUCUGGAAGGAAUCCAACGAUCAAACUCAAACUGCUCCCAAGUCGAAGGAACUUCACAGCGCAUCGAUGAUGCUGUCUUUGGUGAAGUUUCAGAAGAUGGUCCCAACUAUCGCAACGUCGGAUGGAUCGCAACAGUCGCACUAAUGACAAAAACUCAAAUCGGCCUUGGCGUUCUAUCAAUUCCUCAAACAUUUGAUGCAUUGGGCUUGAUCCCCGGAAUCAUAUGCCUCAUCACAGUGGCAGUUAUCACAACAUGGUCAGAUUAUAUGAUCGGCGUGUUCAAAAGGCGCCAUCCGCAGGUUUACGGUAUCGAUGAUGCUGGAUACCUAAUAUUCGGAAGGAUUGGUCGCGAGUUCUUAGCAACUGUUUUCAUGCUUUACUGGAUUUUUGUAGCUGGCUCGGCGAUGCUGGGUAUCUCCAUUGGCCUCAACUCUGUUUCUUCACAUGCGGCUUGCACAGCCGUUUUUGUGGCCGUAGCAGCUGUUCUUGGAUUCUCUUUUGCCAGUAUUCGUACGCUGGGUAAGAUUGGAUGGCUCGCCUGGGUUGGACUGGUCUGUAUCAUGACAGCUAUCUUCUGUGUCACUGUGGCCGUCGGUGUCCAAGAUCGUCCUGCUGCUGCGCCAAGCCCUGAGCAUGGCCACUGGGAGUCCGACUGGAAGCUGUUUAACCACCCGACCUUUGUCGACGGCAUCACAGCAGUGUCAUCCCACAUCUUUGCAUUCUCUGGAACGCCCGCCUUCUUCCAAAUCGCUGCUGAAAUGCGUGAGCCAAAGCACUACACCCGCUCCCUUAUAACCUGUCAGUCGAUCGUGACAAUUACAUACAUCACCAUCGGUAUAGUGGUUUACUUCUACUGCGGAUCAUAUGUUGCCUCUCCUGCGUUAGGUUCAGCUGGCGCCCUCAUGAAAAAGGUUUGCUAUGGCUUUGCCCUCCCCGGAUUGAUUGUGACUGCCAUGCUUAUGACCCACAUUCCUGCCAAGUACAUGUUUAUCCGUUUGUUGCGCGGUACAAAGCAUCUCAACUCCAACGGUAUAGUGCACUGGGCCACCUGGUUAGCCUGCACGGGAAGCGUCACUAUCAUUGCAUACAUCAUUGCCAGUGCUAUCCCUGUAUUUGGAGGUCUCGUGUCUCUUAUUGGUGCUCUUCUUGGCACUAUGAUGUGUUUCCAGCCGUAUGGCUGCAUGUGGUUGUAUGACAACUGGAACAAGGGCUUAAAGAACAGAUCACUUAAAUGGUACUUUAUGGUUGGCUGGAGUGGCUUUGUUAUCUUGGCUGGUACAUUCAUGAUGGUUGCAGGCACUUAUGGCUCCAUCGUUGGUAUCAACAACUCACUCAAGGCUGAUGGUGGAACGAGCCCCUGGUCUUGCGCUGAUAACGCCAAUUCUGCAGGCGGGGCUCACUGA